Molecule: messenger RNA, 691 nt
Organism: Linum trigynum
Lineage: Eukaryota; Viridiplantae; Streptophyta; Magnoliopsida; Malpighiales; Linaceae
Source: the annotation of a GenBank genome assembly
UUUCACUUUCCAUCUUCCGCUGCUCUAGAACCUUCCUUCCAGCCCUAUUUUUUCGUCUUCCGCAAAAACCUAAUCACCGGCGACAAUGGCGACCGCACCCAAGAAGUUCACCCUGAGGUCGUCGGACGGCGAGACCUUCGAGGUCGAGGAGGCGGUGGCAGUCGAGUCGCAGACUAUUAAGCACAUGAUCGAGGACGACUGCGCCGACAGCGAGAUCCCGCUCCCCAACGUCACCAGCGCGAUCCUGGCCAAGGUGAUCGAGUACUGCCGGAAGCACGUCGAGUCCGGCGCCGACAAGGAGAAGGACAAGCUCACGACCUCCCCCGACGAGGCUCUCAAGACCUGGGACGCUGAUUUCGUCAAGGUCGACCAGAAUACCCUCUUCGACCUCAUCUUGGCUGCCAACUAUCUGAACAUCAAGAGCUUGCUGGAUUUGACCUGCCAGACUGUGGCGGACAUGAUCAAGGGGAAGACACCCGAGGAGAUUCGCAAGACGUUCAACAUCAAGAACGAUUUCACCCCGGAGGAGGAGGAAGAGGUCAGGAGGGAGAACCAGUGGGCGUUCGAGUAGACAACCACCGCCUACCGAGAUAGACUUUGCCAUCCCACAUUAUCUACCUUUUUCAUGUCUAUAUAUUAGGAAGUGUCGAGAUAUAAGCUUAGAGGAAUUCAAUCAAAACGUGUCUUUUGU